AUGUCCACCUGUUCCAAUGCUUCAGAUACGAUAUCCGAUACGUCCACCGUUUCCACGACUACAGUCAUCCUCCCUCCCUCCGACCUCCAACGCUAUCAAACUGGUACCGUGGCCAGCUUUUCCCAACCAGGCAUCCUUGUACCCGAAUACACCUUUGACCUCCCACCUGAAGCGCACUUUUCAGCUCCUUAUCCGUCGCUCACCGAUCCACAACUGUUGUCAUCGAUCCCACCAUCCACCAUAUCCAGCUCUCGCGGCCCAUCGACCACUGGUUACAACCGCACUCGUGCCCUUACAUCACGCCUCUCUCCUCGCCGCCUUUCUCGUGGUGUCGGUACCAGGCAUGUGGUACGAGAACACCACCGCCAUAUAAACCCCGUCGGAGCAGGACCAAACUCCCCUCCUCCAGGAGGAGGUGGCGGUGGUGGCUUCCGAUACCCUCCCCCACCAUACUUUGGUUUCCCUCGCAAGCUGGCGAUGCCCGUGCCCCUACGACUUCGUAACCGAAAGGCGUUUCUAGCAUUUCUGAAGCGGGUGUUAAUGGUGAUGGUUAGGACACCGCGGUCGUUGUUGAAGAUCAGGGUGACGAAGGUCGGGCUUAAGAGAGUUGUACAACGGGAGGAAGGGGGGACGGAGUUGAUGAUUGCGGAUUCGAAUGCAAAGUCGAAUUGUGGAUCUAUUCCUCAGUCUACUACACCUCGUACACCUCUCUUGCAGGCGUUCGUGAAUUCUUAUUCUUCUGGUUCUACCUCUUCACCGCCACCUAACCCUCGGCCUUUUCCUUCCCUCCCACCCACCAUCACGCUCUCUCCAGCCCAACGAGAAGAGUUGAUCGAGGCGAAACGGAUAUUUUCGUAUGAAAAGCUGUUGCGAAUUUUAGGAGAGGAAGCUUCCGAUGGUGCUGUUCAAAGCUGUGAUGGGUAUGGACUUGAGUGGUUGGAAGGCAUUGAGAGGGACCGAGGAGAGAGGAUUUUGGAGUGUGUUUCCAGCUUUUGA
Messenger RNA from Marasmius oreades (fairy-ring Marasmius), 996 nucleotides. RefSeq lists its product as uncharacterized. The coding region runs from base 1 to 996 and encodes 331 amino acids. The record is from RefSeq and is a predicted model, not a curated record. The transcript has a single exon. Lineage: Eukaryota; Fungi; Basidiomycota; Agaricomycetes; Agaricales; Marasmiaceae.